Molecule: messenger RNA, 1834 nt
Organism: Aethina tumida (small hive beetle)
Lineage: Eukaryota; Metazoa; Arthropoda; Insecta; Coleoptera; Nitidulidae
Gene: Vps4
Product: vacuolar protein sorting-associated protein 4
Exons: 7
Coding region: 244-1560 (438 amino acids)
Biological process (GO): vacuole organization; endosomal transport
Molecular function (GO): ATP binding; ATP hydrolysis activity
Source: RefSeq, a predicted model, not a curated record
UAUCUGACAGAUUUUUGCAAACUGUCAAGAAAUAAUUUGAUAGGUGUGAAUCAUUGUCAUAAUCUCUAAAAAUAAAUAUACCAUUAAAAUCAUCAACUCACAUUGUAAAUUAUGUUUUUGAAAAUUAUUACAUUAACAGCUUGACAUAAAAUAGCAUUUUCGUUUACGUGAGUGUCUUACUGACGUUCGAAAUUUCAAGUGCAAUUACAAUUUGUAAGACAUAAGUAAGUGUUCAUUGUGAAUAUGGCAUCCGGUAGUACGCUUACAAAAGCUAUAGAACUAGUAACUAAAGCCACUGAAGAAGAUAGGAAUAAGAAUUAUGAAGAAGCCUUACGUCUGUAUGAACAUGGAGUUGAAUACUUCCUUCAUGCCCUUAAAUAUGAGGCUCAGGGUGAGAAAGCGAAGGAAAGCAUCCGAGCCAAGUGUGUACAAUACUUAGAACGAGCUGAAAACCUUAAAGAUCACAUAAAGAAGGGCAAAAAAAAACCUGUGAAGGAUGGAGAGAACUCAAAAGAUGACAAAAAAAGUGACAGUGAUGAUGAAGAUGGUGAUGAUCCGGACAAAAAGAAGCUGCAGAGCAAGCUUGAAGGAGCCAUUGUUGUUGAGAAACCCCACGUGAAAUGGAGUGAUGUAGCUGGCCUGGACGCCGCCAAAGAGGCUUUAAAGGAGGCUGUCAUUCUUCCAAUUCGUUUUCCUCAUUUGUUUAGUGGAAAGAGAGUACCAUGGAAAGGAAUCUUACUUUUUGGUCCUCCAGGAACGGGUAAAUCAUACUUGGCGAAGGCGGUGGCGACCGAAGCCAACAAUUCCACGUUCUUCUCGGUCUCCUCAUCUGAUUUAGUGUCGAAAUGGCUCGGCGAGUCCGAGAAGUUGGUCAAAAACCUGUUCGAGCUGGCUCGAUCUCACAAACCCAGUAUCAUAUUCAUCGACGAAAUUGAUUCGUUGUGCUCGUCCCGUUCGGACAACGAAUCCGAAUCGGCGAGGAGGAUCAAGACCGAAAUGUUGGUUCAGAUGCAAGGUGUUGGCCAUGACACUGAGGGAAUCCUCGUUCUGGGUGCGACAAACAUCCCGUGGGUAUUGGAUUCUGCCAUUCGUAGGCGUUUCGAGAAGCGUAUUUAUAUACCACUACCUGAGGAACCAGCCAGAGCCACCAUGUUCAAGCUGCACCUGGGCAACACGCACACCGAACUCACCGACGAUGACAUAAAGGAAUUGGCCAGAAGAACAGAAGGAUAUUCGGGAGCAGAUAUCAGUAUUGUGGUGAGGGACGCCCUAAUGCAGCCAGUGAGGAAGGUGCAGACCGCCACGCAUUUCAAAAAAGUCCGGGGACCCAGUCCCAAAGACCCCAACGUGAUCGUGGACGACUUACUCACGCCUUGUUCACCCGGUGACCCGGGUGCCAUCGAGAUGACCUGGAUGGAAGUGGACGGUGAGAAACUCGCCGAACCCGCCGUCACUAUGAAUGAUAUGUUGAGAUCAGUUGCCACGUCCAAGCCCACUGUGAAUGAUGAGGAUUUAACCAAGCUGGAGAAAUUCAAAGAAGACUUCGGUCAGGAAGGAUAGGCCUCUAAAUUGCACUUAGAAUCUUUGAAUCCAAUAAAUCCUUUAAUUUUUUUAAAAAAACAUAAGUUAAAAGAUUGUGUGCAUAAUAUAUUGUUAUUGAUGAAAAUUACGCAUUGUCUAUAUUAGAGAUGUGAAGAACCUCAAGAGAAUUAGUUUUAAAGCAUUGCUUUAUUUUUUUAUUGAACCAACAUUUCACUUUUUUAUUUAUAUAUAAUAUACACUUCGUUAAAAACUAGUUUGUAUUCUAUAAAUUUUAAUAAAGUAUGUACAUUUG